Messenger RNA from Carassius gibelio (silver crucian carp), 992 nucleotides. RefSeq names its product CD48 antigen-like. The record is from RefSeq and is a predicted model, not a curated record. The coding region runs from base 126 to 992 and encodes 288 amino acids. The transcript is spliced from 5 exons. Lineage: Eukaryota; Metazoa; Chordata; Actinopteri; Cypriniformes; Cyprinidae.
UGAAGGGUGGUCGAAUCCUGUUGGGGGAGGAUCCACACACACACACACACACUUACAUCACACUUCUGUCAAGUCUGAGCUGUCUUCAUAGAGUUUCAUGAUAAUAUUAAGAGUGCUCAGAGAAAAUGGUUCAUGUUGUCAUUUUGUUCUGCUUGUGUUUGUGGCAAUUGGAUGGUACAUUUGGUGUUAAUGCAUUGGAGUCAGUGUCAGUGACGGAGGGAGAUUCAGUCACUCUAGACUCUGGUUUUACUGAAAUGAUGGAUGAUGAUCUGAUUCUGUGGAGGUUUGGAUAUAACAAGACUUCACUAGCUGAAAUCAAUGUACUGGCCGACACAAUGACUGUAUUUGAUGAUAUUCUUGAUGGGAGAUUCAGAGACAGACUGAAGCUGGAUCAUCAAACUGGAUCUCUGACCAUCAUGAACACCAGAACUGAACACACUGGACUCUAUCAACUACAGACCAGCAGUGUGAUCAAGAACUUCACUCUCACUGUCUACGCUCGUCUGUCUGUUCCUGUCAUCAUCAGAAACUCUUCACAAUGUUCAUCAUCAUCAUCUUCAUCUCAGCAGAAUUGUUCAUUGUUGUGUUCAGUGGUGAAUGUGGGUCAUGUGACUCUCUCCUGGUACAAAGGAAACAGUUUAUUGUCCAGCAUCAGUGUGUCUGAUCUCAGCAUCAGUCUCUCUCUACCUCUGGAGGUGGAAUAUCAGGAGAAAAACAGCUACAGCUGUGUGAUCAACAAUCCCAUCACAAACCAGACCACACAUCUGGACAUCACUCAGCUCUGUCUCACAUGUUCAGACAUAGCAGCACGGUCUUCUUCUCAUCUCAUCUCUCUGAUCGUGGUGAUCUCUGUUGUUGGAUCUCUGUUGAUUGUUGCUGCAGUCGUCUGCAUCCGCAGAAAACACAGAAACACUGGCCAAGAAGGCAAGAGUAACCUACUGCUUUUAACUGUGAUAAGUAAUACUAACCCUAACCCUAACCCUAACUUGUAA